AUACAAACAUCAGCACAAAGGACACUCAGCUGGACAAUAAACAAAGAAGAACCCUUGAAGAACCUGGAAACUAGAAACUUUUAUGACAAAUCUGUUCAUUUGCAUCUGAGUGUUUCUGAUCUGACUACAGCCACCGGUUUGAUUCUUGAAACAGAAACCAUGAAGUCCCGUCGACCCAGCUGCACCGACUCUGGAUCUGAGUCCUCAGAGCUGGACUCCAAGAGCCCAGAGAAGUACGAGACGGCCACGAGGCGACGGAUGGCUGCCAACGCCAGAGAGAGGAAGAGGAUGCAGGGUUUGAACACAGCCUUUGAUCGUCUGCGUAAAGUGGUACCUCAGUGGGGCCAAGACAAGAAACUGUCCAAGUACGAAACCCUGCAGAUGGCUCUGAGCUACAUCAUGGCCCUGAACCGGAUCCUGACAGACACCAGGAGGCACAAUGCUCCUCACAGACAGUGGCUGGACCUGCAGUUUGACUGUGUGCAGCCUGAAAACUACUCCUGUCUCAUGAGGUACGACUCUCCGGCCGAACAGGACUACAUCCACUCAUCGUUCUCCUAUCAGUUCGACAGCCAUCAGGUCCACGCAUAAGUUGCUGCCAUAUGGCAGAUGAUCAGUCAUGUUGUUGGAUGUGAGUGACAAUGUGAAGAUGUUUCCUCCAAUCCAGGAGACAGUAAAUACAUUUGUAUUGCAUUACUUUCAUUUUGUAUUUGUUUAGUCUUUGUGUGACAAUCGGAGAGGCUUCUGUUUCAGUUUGAAGUCUGUCAUUUUUGUUAGAAGACCCGACAGCGUUGAGCAAAUUUUUGUUCAAAGUCUAGCAAUGAAAGAACUGUAGUGUCUUUACAGUGACCAUUAGAUUGUACUAAAGAUGCGGACAACGGUGUAUUUUUAUCACUUAUUUUGAUAUGGCCCUAAAAUGUUGUGCAAUGUUCAACGGAUUCUGAGAAAAUCAUUGUAGUCUCAAAGCACAGUUGAAGUCAAGAUGGAACUAUUUUUGUCAAAGUGCAUGCUUGUAGAGUUGAAAAAUAGAUGUUAUUUUUC
Acanthochromis polyacanthus (spiny chromis) is the source of this 1041-nucleotide messenger RNA. It is a transcript of the gene atoh7, whose product is annotated as atonal bHLH transcription factor 7. Lineage: Eukaryota; Metazoa; Chordata; Actinopteri; Pomacentridae. The coding region runs from base 160 to 591 and encodes 143 amino acids. Gene Ontology annotation, molecular function: protein dimerization activity. The transcript has a single exon. The record is from RefSeq and is a predicted model, not a curated record.